Messenger RNA from Uloborus diversus, 3210 nucleotides. RefSeq names its product metabotropic glutamate receptor 6-like. The transcript has 8 exons. Gene Ontology annotation, cellular component: membrane. Gene Ontology annotation, molecular function: adenylate cyclase inhibiting G protein-coupled glutamate receptor activity. The coding region runs from base 1 to 3210 and encodes 1069 amino acids. The record is from RefSeq and is a predicted model, not a curated record. Gene Ontology annotation, biological process: G protein-coupled receptor signaling pathway. Lineage: Eukaryota; Metazoa; Arthropoda; Arachnida; Araneae; Uloboridae.
AUGGGAUUGCUGGUUGACGUACCUAAAGUUGGCUAUGGAAACACGAAUGAUGGAAUCACGUCUCGUAGAUUUUUUGGUGACGUGAAUGAAGCAGCUGCCAUUACAGGGAUAGAUUUAGAACUAAUUCUCCGAUUUAAAAUAAUAUUGGAGGUGAUAUCUUCGGGUUUCGACAUAAAUGUGGAGCAAUUUGGCAUGUAUACCAUGGAUACUGCGAAGUAUUAUGUAAAUUUGUAUGCCUGGCAACCUAUGUCACCAACAGUCCACAAGAUACUAGUUCAUGUUCCGAGUAUUAUAUCGCAUGCCUUGUUACCAAUCGGUCAGUUGUCCGAAGAGGCCGCAGAAGCCAGAAAAAAGCAUUUUCGGCAGUACAGAGAAAAAUUCACCAGAAAAAUUUCCAGAAAGGAUUGUAAUGAAGACGUUUUAAAUAGACUCUUGUUAACUUCUGAUCCAUAUUUGAGUAGCGUUAGAUCAUCUAACAUGAAGAGAAAAAGGCAAACGAUAUCGAAGGAAGCCAUAAAAUUUUUAAAAUCUUUUUGUUUUGAAGAUAGUGAUACUGAUGACAAAAAAAAACAUAUUGCUUUUCCGAGUCAGGUUGAAGCAUUAACCUUUCAGUUGACAACUGAUUAUGCUAGCCGAUUGCGCCUCGGAUGCUUCGCAUUAUAUGAGUUGUUAAACGGAUUAGCUUUAGAGGUUGCAGGUGGAACGUUUAAGGAUGGAUUAAUAAUUUUUAAAACUCUUUUAGGUUCCAUGAGUAACAUAGAUGAAGGAUCAUACCGCUGUCCAGAUGGAUCAUCUCCAAUCAUUAGACAUAAAAAAAUAUCUGGGGUGUUAGGAGCAGCAUCCAGUGUCACUUCUAUACAAGUGGCUAACCUUUUACGACUUUUCAAAAUACCACAGGUCAGUUUUUUCUCUACAAGCCCAGAACUCAGCAAUAAGAACAGAUUUGAGUACUUCUUACGCACAGUGCCAUCUGAUACAAAUCAAGCUGACGCAAUGGUACAGAUAAUCCAGCGCUUAAAUUGGACUUAUAUAUCUAUAUUAUAUGAAGAGUCGACGUACGGAAUCCAGGCAUUUACGGUAUUAGAGGAACUUCUGCUAAGAAAAAACAUCUGUUUAGCAGUUAAGGAAAGACUAACAAAAGAUUCCGGCGUUGCGGGAGAGUCAUACUACGACAAUAUUGUCAAAAGACUGAUGGCGAAGCCAAAUGCUAGAGGUGUCAUAAUAUUUGGAUCAGAUCAAGAAGUUGCUGGAGUUAUGCGUGCAGUUCGUCGUAAUAACGCAACUGGGACGUUCACAUGGAUUGGAAGCGAUGGCUGGAGUGCAAGGUCACUAGUUUUUGAAGGAAAUGAAGACCAAGUGGAAGGAACUCUUUCAGUGCAACCACAGGCGCAUCCUGUCGAUGGCUUUGACGACUAUUUCAAACGACUCACUGUACAAAACAACCAAAGAAAUCCCUGGUUUACUGAAUUCUGGGAACAUUUCUUUAGCUGCAAAUGGCCAGGAAGUGCAGUGACUCCAUAUAACCAGAGGCAUAAUAACUGCACGGGUAAGGAAAUCAUUUCAAGUGAGACUGGUUAUGAGCCGGAGAGGCAGUUGCAAUUCGUGAGUGACUCAGUGCUGUCCUUUGCUUAUGCACUGAAAACAAUGCACAAAGAUUUAUGCGGAGGAAGAUUUGGACUGUGUCAAAAGAUGAAACCCAUUGAUGGAUACACAUUAUUAAGCUACCUAAAGAACGUGUCUUUUCGAGGUUUAAGUGGUGAUGAAUUUCAGUUUUCUGAGAAAGGUGAUGGCCCAGCCCGUUACAACAUAAUUCAUUUUAAGCAAGUCGCUUCAGGAUUGUACAAAUGGGUUCGAGUUGGUAGAUAUGAAGAUGGAGAACUAGAGCUCAACUUUACUGAUAUUCAGUUUCGUCUUGAUGAGCCAGAAAUGCCAACGUCAGUGUGCAGUUUACCUUGUAGUAUGGGUGAAGCAAAAAAGUUUGUAGAAGGCGAAGAGUGCUGCUGGCACUGCUUGAAAUGCAGCAAGUAUCAAGUCCUUAAGACGGAAACGGUGUGCUUUGAAUGUCCAUUUGGAUAUCGUCCUAAUGAAGAUCAUACUGAAUGUGAGGAAAUUCCUCUUCGAUUUAUGCGGAUUAAUAGUGGAUGGGCAAUUGGUGCCAUGUCAUUUUCGAGUGUAGGAAUACUUUCAACAAUUUUCACUAUAUUAGUUUUUAUUAAACAUAACAACACGCCUGUGGUAAAAGCAUCAGGAAGAGAACUCAGUUAUGUUUUACUAGUAGGCAUUUUGAUGUGCUACAGCAUGACUUUUAUACUAGUUCAGGAACCAACGGAUGUUCUUUGCGGUGCUCAACAAAUUGGAAUCAGUUUAUGCUUUACAAUAAUUUAUAGUGCUCUGCUUACUAAAACUAAUAGAAUAGCUCGCAUUUUCAAAGCAGGCGCCCGAAGUGCCAAACGACCUAGUUUCAUUAGCCCAAAAUCUCAGUUGUUCAUUUGUGGAUGUAUAACUAUGGUACAACUGAUCAUUUCCGCAACGUGGCUAAGUUUCAUGCCACCCAGUGCAAUCCAUUAUUAUCGUACCAGAGAUGAAAAUCAUUUAGUUUGUGCAGCUUCCGUUGACGCUACCUACAUGGUAGCUUUUGCAUAUCCAAUGCUUCUCAUUAUUAUUUGUACCGUGUAUGCUGUGUUGACAAGAAAAAUUCCAGAAGCAUUUAAUGAAUCCAAAUUCAUAGGUUUUACUAUGUAUACAACAUGCAUCAUUUGGCUUGCUUUCAUUCCCAUUUACUUCACGACAUCUGCUCAUGCUGAAAUCAAUGUGUUCAUGAUGUCUGCAACGGUGAGUUUAAGUGCUACUGUGACACUGAUCUGCUUGUUCUCGAACAAAAUCUACAUCAUUCUCAUUCAUCCAGAGAAGAAUGUAAGGCAGUCCCUGAUGAACACAGAUCGAUAUAAUAACCCCACAACAUCAUCAACCAGGAUAGAACCAGGUACAGUAGAUGAAUCAGGCAUGGCUAUUCAACAAAGCAGAAUGCAAUCCACCCUAACAGUCAAUAUGACUCAAUGCCGAAAUUGCGGGACUCAAACUACAAACAGAUUUCUUCCGAAUAACAUGAAUAAUAGCGGCGAAGAAAACCAUACACCAAAAAUUGCCAGAUGUUCCAGCUGUUCUAUCAUUGGCAAAGUACCUAAGAACCAAAAUGAUGUCCAACUCUGA